CCGUAGUGUUGUGACGUCACUGCUAGUCUGAAAGUUGUUUUGGCGGGGUUCUUCAAAUACGACUGCUUUGUUUGGGAGUAGUUGUGAAAUUUACGAAUAUGGAGCGCGGAAGGAUGAGCCGAGCUGCGAGCAGUAGACCUUCGGACCUGCCGAUGCGAGUGCAAGACACCAACAGAAUGAGCAUGGUGUACACAACACCUCAGAGUAAACAGCCUUCUUUUGGAAAACUGAGCAUGGCAAAACCCUCAUCAGUGACUUCUGAAAGGAGGACCAGCUUCUUCGGUGCUCGGAGUAGUGGUGCAGGUAUGCCUCGCAAUAGCACCAUGUCAGGGUUUGGAGGAACUGAGAAGAUCAAGGAUGCUCGACCUCUCCAUGAUAAAUCAUUUGUUCAGCAGUGCAUCAGGCAGCUGCACGAGUUUCUGACAGAGCAAAAUUACCCGGGCACUCUGUCAACCAAGACCCUCCAGUCACCUUCCACCAAGGAGUUUGUAAAGAUGUUUGAGUUCAUUUACCGCCAACUUGACCCAACCUUUGAGAUGCCAAACUCCAAGGUGGAGGAGGAAGUUCCAGCCAUUCUGAAAGCCUUGAGGUAUCCAUUUGUUUUGUCCAAAUGUUCGAUGUAUUCAGUCGGAGCUCCUCAUACCUGGCCUCAGGCUUUGGUUGCUCUAAUGUGGCUUAUUGAUAAUGUGAAGAUCAACUGGAGCUUAAACAAGCAGGAGCUGCUGUUCAGUGACUUCUGUGAAGACGGCAACAAUAUUGAAGAGGGGCCUGAAUAUAACAAGCUUUUCCUGGACUACACCUCUGAAACAUACGCAAAGUUUAUGCAGUUUGAAGACUCAUUUGAUGAUGAAGAUGACGCCUUCCUCAACAAACUGAAAAAGCUUUAUAAUGUAGAUGAACCGCUGCUGGCCGCAAUGGAAGAGAAGCACCAAAUACUCAGUGCAGAAGUUGAGCGUCUGGAAAAGGAGAGUCAGACGGAUCGUCUCAUGACCAAAAGGAUGGAAAGGGUUAAACUGCAGGCAGAUCUUAAGAAACUCCAGAGUUAUCGCAGCAGCUUGGACACUUUUAUGACCAACCUGGAGAACAAAGACUCAGAACUGAAUGAUGAGCUGGAGAAUACUGUCAGCCACCUUGAAAGUCUGAAGCACGAGAGGAAUGAACUGCAAGUACUCUUGCAGAACCAGAAAUUUACUCCGGCUGAUGUGGAGAGGAUCAACAGAGAGAAGAGGGAGCUCCAGCAGACCAUCUCUAGCCUCAGUGAGUCUCUUGAAAAUGCUGAACAGCACAAGUGGAAUGAAGAGAUUGCUCUGGCCAAAUUAAAAGAGAAGGCGGAGCUGAAGCUGACAGAGUACCACAAGUUGGCUCGCAAACUCAAGCUGAUACCCCAGACGGCAGAAAACGCAUGUGGUCAUGAUUUUGAGAUACGGCUAUUUGAGAGUGGCAGCACAGUGCAGCAUAAAUCACAGAUACAGAUGCUUUUGAGGAAGCUGAUCAGUGAUGUGGAGGAAGAAAACAGUCGCUUAUCCAACCUUAAACUCAGCCUGGAGGAGUCUAACGAACAGGUGAAUUCAAACAUCAUGGACAAAUCCAAUGACUUAAAGCAGAUAAAAGAGCAGAUCCGCAAGCUGGAUGAGCGGCUGGAUUGUGACAUGCAGGAGCUGGCUCGAGAAGAGCAGGAGUGGGCAGCGGAGAUGGAAUCAGUGGAAAAUCACCGCAAACUUCUGCAGAAGAAAGUCAAUUUCGGUUAUGACGAGGCCGUGCAGCAACUGAAAGCAGCACAGCAGCAGUACCACCUGGUGCUGCAGGAGGCCAACGAGGAGCGGAGAACUGUUGCCAACAACUUGGCAUCCGUGUUUACCACAGCUGCCAACCACUUGUCAAUUACUGAAAAGUGUCUGGAGGACCUGCACAGCAGAGUGCAGCGCGUUUGCUUCAAGGCAGUUGAAGAAGAUGAGGCUGCUGUACAGAAGUUGUGGGAAACUCUGAAAACCUUUAAAUCCAAGGCAAACAGUUUAUAAAGAAACAGCAGAUUAAAAAAAACCAACAACAAAAAACUGUUGUUCUGUAUAUAAAGGGGCCAAAAAAAGAACACUGGAAGGGUGUUCAGUUUCCCCUUUUCUGUUUUUUUAUUUGCUUUUUUGUGAAGUAAAAAAAAAAAACCAAGAAAGGUUGUUAUUCAAUUGUUCAUUUAUUUUAGUUUGUUUGUUGAAAUGUAUUAUAUUUCCUUACACUUUCUAACUCUUUUUCUUGUGUUCAUAUAUUCCUGGUAAAACAGUUAAAUAGUCCCUUUUCUGUUUUUCAGGCUUUUGCUUUAAUGUAUUUGGAUUGUUUAAGCCGUUUUCUUAAUAACAUAAAAACGCAUUACAUUGCUUGCAUGUACACGCAUUACGUAAUAAAUGAAAAAGGUGUUAAGGUUAUUGACUGUCAUGUUUCCAUGUAGCCACAAGAUGGCAGCACAUUAAAACUGUUGGACGUCUCAGUUUGCAGCAAUAAAACUAAAUGUGAUUUGGCAAAAUACCUUUUAAGGCUAACAAAUAAAAUACAAUCUGCAGCAAACUACAUGCAUUUAGAGUACAAAAUAAGAUUAAAACGUAUUUAUUUCAAGACAUUUUAAAUGUCUGCACUGUCAAAUAUUUUAGUAGAUGUGUGGCUAAUAAAAAGUAAAAUGAUA
Messenger RNA from Oryzias latipes (Japanese medaka), 2671 nucleotides. RefSeq names its product NDC80 kinetochore complex component (gene ndc80). The record is from RefSeq and is a predicted model, not a curated record. Gene Ontology annotation, biological process: attachment of mitotic spindle microtubules to kinetochore. NCBI's taxonomy places the organism in Eukaryota, Metazoa, Chordata, Actinopteri, Beloniformes, Adrianichthyidae. Gene Ontology annotation, cellular component: Ndc80 complex.